This is a messenger RNA of Dipodomys ordii (Ord's kangaroo rat), 1599 nucleotides long. It is a transcript of the gene Ndufv1, whose product is annotated as NADH dehydrogenase (ubiquinone) flavoprotein 1, 51kDa. Gene Ontology annotation, molecular function: NADH dehydrogenase (ubiquinone) activity; 4 iron, 4 sulfur cluster binding; FMN binding. Lineage: Eukaryota; Metazoa; Chordata; Mammalia; Rodentia; Heteromyidae. Gene Ontology annotation, biological process: mitochondrial electron transport, NADH to ubiquinone. The record is from RefSeq and is a predicted model, not a curated record. The coding region runs from base 143 to 1537 and encodes 464 amino acids. The transcript has 10 exons.
GGAGCGCAGGGAUGCCUGGGAGCACUGCCGGGCCGGGCCGCGUGACGCCAUUCCUGUGCGCCGCCUAGAGUCUCCGUCGCGCCGGUUCUUCAGCUCCGAGCGGUGAAGGUGACAGCGGGAGGUGACCGGCCCGGUCCCCGCGAUGCUGACGGCACGGCGGCUGCUCGGCGGGUCGCUCCCCGCGCGGGUGUCUGUGGUUUUCUACAGCGACACGACAGCGCCCAAGAAAACCUCAUUUGGUUCACUGAAGGAUGAAGAUCGGAUCUUCACCAACCUGUAUGGCCGCCAUGACUGGAGGCUGAAAGGUGCCCAGAGUCGAGGUGACUGGUACAAGACCAAGGAGAUCCUGCUGAAGGGGCCCGAUUGGAUCCUCGGUGAAAUCAAAACAUCAGGCCUGCGGGGCCGUGGAGGUGCUGGCUUCCCCACUGGCCUCAAGUGGAGCUUCAUGAACAAGCCCUCAGAUGGCAGGCCCAAGUAUCUGGUGGUGAAUGCUGACGAGGGGGAGCCAGGCACCUGCAAGGACCGGGAGAUCAUGCGCCAUGACCCUCACAAGCUGGUGGAAGGCUGCCUGGUGGGGGGCCGGGCCAUGGGUGCCCGUGCUGCCUAUAUCUACAUCCGCGGAGAAUUCUACAAUGAAGCCUCCAAUCUGCAGGUGGCCAUCCGAGAGGCCUAUGAGGCAGGCCUGAUCGGCAAAAACGCCUGCGGCUCUGGCUAUGAUUUCGAUGUAUUUGUGGUGCGCGGGGCUGGAGCCUACAUCUGUGGAGAGGAGACGGCGCUCAUUGAGUCCAUUGAGGGCAAGCAGGGCAAGCCGCGCCUGAAGCCGCCCUUCCCUGCGGAUGUGGGGGUGUUCGGAUGCCCCACGACCGUGGCCAAUGUGGAGACAGUGGCUGUUUCCCCUACCAUCUGCCGUCGUGGGGGCGCCUGGUUUGCCGGCUUUGGCCGAGAACGCAACUCUGGUACCAAACUAUUCAACAUCUCCGGCCACGUCAACCACCCUUGCACUGUGGAGGAAGAGAUGUCUGUGCCCCUCAAGGAGCUGAUUGAGAAGCACGCGGGAGGGGUCACAGGUGGCUGGGACAACCUUCUUGCCGUGAUUCCCGGUGGCUCGUCUACCCCCCUGAUCCCCAAGUCCGUGUGUGAGACAGUGCUGAUGGACUUCGAUGCGCUGGUGCAAGCGCAGACAGGCCUGGGCACGGCCGCCGUGAUCGUCAUGGACCGCUCGACGGACAUCGUGAAGGCCAUUGCCCGCCUCAUCGAGUUCUACAAGCACGAGAGCUGUGGCCAGUGCACCCCAUGCCGAGAAGGUGUGGACUGGAUGAAUAAGGUGAUGGCCCGCUUCGUGAAGGGGGACGCUCGGCCGGCGGAGAUCGACUCCCUGUGGGAGAUCAGCAAGCAGAUAGAGGGCCACACGAUUUGUGCUCUGGGUGACGGGGCCGCCUGGCCUGUGCAGGGUCUGAUCCGCCACUUCCGGCCUGAGCUUGAGGAUCGGAUGCAGCGGUUUGCCCAGCAGCACCCGGCCCGACAGGCGGCCUUCUGAGCCCCGUGCCCCGACCUGCCGUCUGGAUUACUGGACAAUAAAGCACGUGCCUCCCACUCUCC